AAGUGAGGGUAUAUUAGUGUAAAGUGAGGUAAGGUAUAGGGUUUUAAAUGAUAGUUAGCCUUUUGGUGCUUUGUAACGUUUUGGGGUUAAUUUAGGAGUGAGAUGGAUCGCGUGAAGGCAAUUCAGCGUGACAUACAGAAAUUGCUGGAGCACGUGUUGGAGUUAUUGCAGGCGAUAUAUAUGCGACCAGCAGGAGGUGGGGUACCGAUUAAGUACUCACCACCAGACAUUGGUAUACCAAACAUUAAUAUCAACCAGAAGGGAGGAGGAGGCGGUGGAGGAGGAGGCGGCGGCGAGGAAAAAGGUGGCGGUGGUAAUGGAGGAGACGGUAGCAAGCAAAUGGUAAAUGUGUACAACUUAUUUUCGAACGGAAUUGAUGUCUAAUCUUCGUCAUAGAUCGAAGAGGAUGGACACUAAUAAGUACUUAAUUUGCUUUCAAGUUGCUUAUGGGAUGUAUCUGUAUUAUCAUGUCCUAGCUAGCUAGCACGGACUUUAUGUUGCCAUCUUGAUGAGAAUAAAUAGAAGCGUCGACUUCUACUUUGUUGCCUAUAUUGUAUGUGGCUUGUAUUGUAAUAUGGAAUAAUGUUGUUAGAUAUUUUCUUCU
This is a messenger RNA of Asparagus officinalis (garden asparagus), 604 nucleotides long. Its product is annotated as forkhead box protein D1-like. NCBI's taxonomy places the organism in Eukaryota, Viridiplantae, Streptophyta, Magnoliopsida, Asparagales, Asparagaceae. The transcript is spliced from 2 exons. The record is from RefSeq and is a predicted model, not a curated record. The coding region runs from base 103 to 384 and encodes 93 amino acids.